Coccidioides posadasii C735 delta SOWgp is the source of this 1197-nucleotide messenger RNA. RefSeq lists its product as uncharacterized. Gene Ontology annotation, biological process: DNA repair; DNA-templated DNA replication. Gene Ontology annotation, cellular component: DNA replication factor C complex; Ctf18 RFC-like complex; Rad17 RFC-like complex. Gene Ontology annotation, molecular function: ATP binding; DNA clamp loader activity; ATP hydrolysis activity. The record is from RefSeq and is a predicted model, not a curated record. Lineage: Eukaryota; Fungi; Ascomycota; Eurotiomycetes; Onygenales; Onygenaceae.
AUGUCGGACAUCGAAGAUGAGAUGGAUAUCGAUGUCCAGCCAGCAAAACACUCAAUCUCCUCCAGCUUGGAAGAUGUAAAGGGCAAAAGAGUUCAGGCGGAUUUGCCCGUGGAAGCUGAAGAUAACCUCCCAUGGGUCGAGAAAUACCGCCCAAGCACCUUGGACGACGUUUCCGGCCAUCAAGAUAUAAUUGCGACUAUAAAUCGAUUCAUCGAGUCAAAUCGACUACCUCAUCUUUUACUCUACGGCCCACCAGGAACAGGCAAGACUUCCACGAUAUUAGCCCUCGCCCGGCAGAUAUACGGCGUUAAAAAUGUGCGACAGAUGGUUUUGGAGCUCAAUGCUAGUGACGACAGAGGCAUUGACGUUGUGCGAGAGCAGAUCAAGACAUUUGCCAGCACGAAACAAAUAUUCUCGAUGACGCCCGGCGGCCAGGCGGGCUCCAAGCUCGGGGCGUUCAAGUUGAUUAUCCUGGAUGAGGCCGACGCGAUGACCGCAGCUGCGCAGAUGGCCCUUCGGCGAAUUAUGGAAAAAUAUACCGCCAACACUCGAUUCUGCAUUAUUGCGAACUACACACAUAAGCUCACUCCUGCGCUGUUGUCGAGAUGUACUAGAUUUAGAUUUAGUCCGUUGAAGGAGCAGGACAUCCGGGUAUUAGUGGACCAAGUCAUUGAGAAGGAGCAAGUGCGGAUACAACCAGACGCAAUCGACAGCCUAGUGAGACUGAGUAAGGGCGAUAUGCGACGAGCGUUGAAUGUGCUCCAGGCGUGCCACGCAAGCAGUAUGCCCCUACCCCUCCGUGACGUCCCCAGAGACCAGCAACCCGCCCGUGAGCCGGAAACAAUCACCGAUGACACUAUCUAUACUUGUAUCGCGGCCCCCCGCCCGUCGGAUAUCAAGACGAUCAUGGAAACCCUUCUCAGCACUUCGGAUGUGACAUCCUGCUUGAACACAAUCCAAACGCUUAAAAUCAGUAAAGGACUGGCAUUGGCAGAUAUACUUACGGCAUUGGCGAAUGAACUGCAACAUAUAGAGGUGCCGGCGCAAACAAGAGUUGCAUGGCUGGAGGGCCUAGCGGAUAUUGAAUGGAGGUUAUCGGGAGGCGGAGCGGAAGCGAUACAGACCGGUGGAUUGGUGGGAGUUAUUCGGGGAGGAUGUGAGUUGAUAAGCGGCCGUGGAGUGCAGAUGGAGAGCUGA